Messenger RNA from Pelecanus crispus (Dalmatian pelican), 1008 nucleotides. The record is from RefSeq and is a predicted model, not a curated record. NCBI's taxonomy places the organism in Eukaryota, Metazoa, Chordata, Aves, Pelecaniformes, Pelecanidae.
AUGGCUGUGCCUAGCAAAGAUGAGAGGUGGGGUCUGGGCAUCCCUAAUCCCUUCCCUGUUGCAGGCCUGCCCGGGGAAUCGCCGCUGGUGCGAGUGCUGGAGGACGAAUCCCGGAGCCGCCUGGGCCGCUUCAACCAGAAGGACGUCUCCAUGGUCUUCAGCAGCGUGAUGAGGCUCCACCCGUCCAGCCCCCAUCCCCUGGUCGAGUCCUGCCUCAGCAGUUUGGAGCGGCACCUGGAGAAGGAGCGCCAUCCCCAGACCCUUUUCCUGCUUCUCUCCUACUACCGGCUGCGGGCACAGGCGCUGCAGGGACACCCAGCCUCCGACCAGCAGCUGAUCAACAACCGCAAGAUCCUGCGCCUCGUCAGGCACACGCUGGGGCAAGUGAGUGCCAUGCGGGAGCAUGAGCUGGCCCUCUUGGACGAGAUGCUGGCUCUGUGCGCCCAGGAGGCGAACAACAAGGCCCUGGAGGCCAUCUUCAGCUCUCAGCUCUUCUACGAGAACCGCCAAGAGCGAUUCAUCCGCAGUAUGGCAGAGUGGCUCCCCAGGAAGGCAGAGAACCUUACACCCUACACCAUGGCCCUCAUUGCCAAGUACGUGGCCCGGCACCGGCUGCGUGAGCCACGGCUGCUCGAUACUAUUGCAAACUUUCUCCUGAAGCGUGGGGAGCAACUUGACAGCAAGGUGAUCCAGAAGCUGGUGUUUCCCUUCAGCCGCAUGAAUUACCGCCCAUCCAACCACAGCGAGCUCUUCCCCAAGCUGGAGGCCAUCCUGGAGCAGAAAGCUGGCAGCUCACCCCUGGCCACCGUCAACAUCCUCAUGUCCAUGUUUCAGCUUAGUCACUUCCCCCAGACCGUCCUGCACCAAGUCUUCUCCCCAGCCUUCAUCACCAAUGUUAGGAGCAGCCCCUACGCGCUGAUCGUGCGCCGCUACCUCUCGCUGCUGGACGCGGCGGUGGAGCUGGAGUUCCGCGAUUACAGCGGCCCGCGCCUCGACCCGCGCUACCGC